Manis javanica (Malayan pangolin) is the source of this 4968-nucleotide messenger RNA. RefSeq names its product leucine rich repeat and sterile alpha motif containing 1 (gene LRSAM1). Gene Ontology annotation, molecular function: protein binding. Gene Ontology annotation, cellular component: cytoplasm. The record is from RefSeq and is a predicted model, not a curated record. Lineage: Eukaryota; Metazoa; Chordata; Mammalia; Pholidota; Manidae.
AACGAGGUUCUCGCGAGAACCGCAGUCUCCGCCCAGCCUCGUAGCGACGCCCAUGCCGCCAUGUUGCUUGUGGGCAGGCUCCUGAGACUGACGCUGGAGAGCCCGGCACCGCGAUUCUGAGGUUCCCAGUCACAGACUUCGUCAUGCCGGUCUGCAGGACUUCCUGAGAUUCUGUUUCGGUCCCCAGCUCCUGCGUUUGGAGGAGACCAGACCUCGGCUCCGCCGGGGCCGUGCCGGGUGGUCUGCCACCCGGCGUCCCUGACCAAGCCCUAUGAGUGAUCUGCCUGCCUUCAGCUCCACUCGAGGGAACUAACGUCUGGGACCCGUCCACCCACAAAGCCAGGUCGGUCAUUCCGCACUCCAGCCAGGGCUGGAAGUCGGGGUCGGCGGGAUGGAUGAGGCGUAAGAAAGCAGUGUCUGUGAACAUUGCUCCAGAACAAGGAAGGAUGCCGCUUUUCUUCCGGAAGCGGAAACCUAGUGAAGAGGCUCGGAAGCGCCUGGAGUACCAGAUGUGCGUGGCAAAAGAAGCCGGGGCAGAUGACAUUCUCGACAUCUCUAAAUGUGAGCUCUCAGAGAUUCCGUUUGGGGCUUUUGCAACAUGCAAAGUUUUACAGAAGAAGGUGUUGAUCGUCCACAUGAAUCACCUCACUUCCCUGCUUCCUAAAUCCUGCAGCCUGCUGAGUCUGGCAACCAUCAAGGUUCUGGAUCUUCACGAUAAUCAGCUGACAGCCCUUCCUGACGAUAUCGGGCAGCUGACAGCUCUGCAGGUAUUGAACGUGGAAAGGAAUCGACUGACUUAUCUCCCACGUUCCAUCGGAAACCUCACCCAGCUCCAGACCCUCAGUGUGAAAGACAACAAGCUGAAGGAGCUCCCAGACUCCUUGGGGGAACUUCGAAGCUUGCGGACUCUCGACAUCAGUGAAAACGAGAUUCAGAGAUUGCCGCAGAUGUUGGCACAUGCUAGAACCCUGGAGACCCUGAGCCUGGAUGCCUCGUCCAUGGCUUACCCCCCACCGGAGGUGUGUGGUGCAGGCACCGAGGCCAUUCAGCGGUUCCUCUGCAAAGAGUCAGGGCUGGAAUACUACCCCCCUUCUCAGUACCUGCUGCCAGUCCUGGAGCAAGAAGGAGCCGAGAACUCCCGGGACAGCCCCGACGGGCCCUCGGACAGAUUCUCCAGGGAGGAGGUGGCGUGGCAGAAUAGGUUCUCAGACUAUGAGAAGAGGAAGGAACAGAAGAUGCUGGAGAAACUCGAGUUUGAACGGCGCCUGGAACUCGGGCACCGAGAGCACGCCCAGCUCCUCCAGCAGAGCAGCUAUCAGAAGGAGGAGAUCCUUCAGACGGUCAAGGAGGAGCAGUCCCGGCUGGAGCAGGGCCUGAGCGAGCACCAGCGCUCCCUGGAUGCCGAGCGCCAGCAGCUGCAGAAGCAGCUCAAGCAGACAGAGCAGAACAUCUCCAACCGCAUCCAGAAACUCCUGCAGGAGAAUCAGAGGCAAAAGAAAAGUUCUGAGAUUUUGAAGUCGCUGGAAAAUGAAAGAAUAAGAAUGGAGCAGUUGAUGUCCAUAACCCAGGAGGAGACAGAGAACCUGCGGAGACGUGAGAUUGCCUCUGCCAUGCAGCAGAUGCUGACCGAGAGCUGCAAGAACCGGCUCAUCCAGACGGCCUAUGAGUCUCAGAGGCAGAACUUGGUCCAGCAGGCCUAUUCCAGCAUGGCCGAAAUGGAUGAACGGUUCCAGCAGAUUCUGUCAUGGCAGCAGAUGGAUCAGAACAAAGCCAUCAGCCAGAUCCUGCAGGAGAGCGCCAUGCAGAAGGCCGCGUUCGAGGCUCUCCAGGUGAAGAAGGACCUGAUGCAUCGGCAGAUCAGGAGCCAGAUUAAAUUAAUAGAAACUGAGUUAUUGCAGCUGACACAGCUGGAGUUAAAGAGGAAAUCCCUGGACACAGAGGCACUGCAGGCAGGGCAGGUCUCCUCUGUGGCCAUGAUGCUGGACGAUGCUGCAGCUCUGGAAGGAGCCAGGGAGCUGAGCCCAGCACAGGCCAAGGAGAUGAUCUCGGAGCAGCGCUGGGCCCUCAGCAACCUGCUCCAGCAGCUGCUGAAAGAGAAGACGCGCCGAGAGGAGGAACUCCGGGAAAUUCUGACGGAGUUAGAAGCAAAAAGUGAAACCAAGCAGGAAAAUUACUGGCUGAUUCAGUACCAGAGGCUUUUGAACCAGAAGCCCUUGUCCUUGAAGCUGCAGGAGGAAGGUGUGGAGCACCAGCUGGCAGCCCUCCUGGUGGAGCUGGCAGCCGAGCACUACCUGCCAGUCUUCGCCCACCACCGCAUCUCCCUGGACAUGCUGAGCCGGAUGAGCCCCAGGGACCUGGCCCAGGUAGGCGUCUCAGAAGCUGGCCUGCAGCACGAGAUCCUACGCAGAGUCCAGGAGCUGCUGGAUGCAGCCAGGAUCCAGCCAGAGCUGCUCAAACUACCCAAGAGAGAGGUCCUCGGGGCCCCGACGCCCCCUACUGCCCCCAAGGAGCUCCCUGAGUCAGUGAGGCCUUCCGCUCCCCCUGCAGAGCUGGACGUGCAGACCUCAGAAUGUGUGGUGUGCCUGGAACGGGAGGCCCAGAUGAUCUUCCUCAACUGCGGCCACGUGUGUUGCUGCCAGGAGUGCUGCCAGCCACUCCGUACCUGCCCACUGUGCCGCCAGGAGAUCGCCCAGUGCCUCCGGAUCUACCACAGCAGUUGAGCCCUGGCUGCCAGCCCCAGGCCCAGACCACCUCUACCGCCUGGAGGCCCGGGUCUCCGGCUCACUGCCUGCUCUGGACAGACUAGUCCGGCCCCCUCCAUCCUGGGCCCUUUCCCACCACGGCCUGGAAGGGCACCCCCUACCCUAGAUCUCUAGGCACCUCUGGACCAGCAGGACAAGAACAGCUAGUGUUCCUGACUGAUGACGUAGCUGGUCUAAUACUGUGAAGGAAGAGAGAGGACCCCUUGGCACAACCACAGGAUCUGGGGCAUGCAGACGGCUGCCCUACCGUCUGAGUGCGGGACUGAGCAUCCUGGCCAGCGUGCCUCUGGGGCACACAGGCAGUGCCAUCCCACUCAGUGGAGUGGUAGGCAUGCAGGAGGGCCCUAGCCAAGGGGUUGGGAAGCCAUGGAUGGAGCUUCUGGUCACAGCGGUGUGACCCACCACAGUGGGCUGUCCUCAGAGUGGCUGCUGUGUGUUAGGCCUUGUGCGUCCCUGCCUCCCUCUCUCCUGUUCCCCAGCACUCUGGGCCUCUCUGCUCUCCGGAUCUGUACCUCCUCACCCCGUGCAGUUCACAGGCAGGCAAUGAGCUUGGCAGCAGGGAUGUCAAUAAAUUAACCUCAGCCUGCUUCUUCCAGGUCAUCACUGGGUCCUGGCGGAGCCUGCGGGAGGGGACAAAAUGAAGUCUGGGAUGUAGCCAGGGAAGGGCUGCACCGCAGUCGGGAGAGAUGAAGUGGAGGCAUUCCUAGAUGUGAAGUUCUCUAAGCCUCCCCGUGUUACAGGUGGAGAGAUGGGGCAUCAGAGGGGAAGGCACGGAGAGUCAGCCAGAGCAGUCCUGUGGCGUGGGGCCUGCACUGUGCACUCCAGUAUCAUUACCCGGAUGACGGAGCCAAAGCUGAGGAGCUGAAUGCCUGGGCCUUGCACAGGCCCUGGCAAUGCUGCAUUUGGGGCACUUGACUCCUGAACCCGGGCAGUCGUGCAGGUUGCUGACUGCACAGUUCUAGGAGCCGUGUACCUUGUGCUUGCUGUACAGUUGCUCAUCUGUUGUCCGUUUUUUGGCAGAAGGCAGAGGCCUAAGGCAGCUUUUCCUUUGGGCUAGAAGCAGGCCUGCUCGGGGUACCUGGGCUCGGCCUCCAGCUACCUCUCACCCUGGCCAUCCCUCCAGUCGCCAAUUUCCGCAUCCUUCAGCAACAGACGUGACAGGUUGGUGGCCACCAGGGGGCACUGUGUGCUCACUCCAUGUGCCUGGCUGGAUGCAGAGGACAGGCCCCUGGUGGGCAGAGCCCCAGCUCCCCUGGGCCUCAGUUUCCCUACCUCAUGUUUCUUCCUCACCGACCCUGUGUGCUGAAAUGGGAGGUGAAGGCCCCCUGUGUGAGUCCUGCUUUCCAGGCAGGAGCUGGGGCCUCUUCUGUGUCGGUUCUUCCCCUGGCACCUCUGAUGGUUCCCCUCUCCCACCCUCCAGGGUUCAGCUUGGCCAGGGAGGGAGACUGACUGGACAGCAGAGCUGUGUGCAGAUCCCCUCGAGCCCUCCCAGGCCCCAGGCCCCAGGCCCCAGGGGGGAAGAAUUCUGUAAUCCCCUUUUAUACCUGUGCCCGAGGACUUGUCAGGGGCAAAGGUCAGACUACAGCUGGAUUCCUGCUCCAGCCCCAGCCCUGCUGUUGCUCAGCCCUUGUCCACAAGCCCCCUCAGCCACUGCCACAAAGGUGACUGGCUACCACCCUACCCUGUAGAGACAUGUUUUUACCCUUGGAAGGGGCAACCCCUGCCCCUCAGCUAUAUGUGUGUUUUGGGGGGACACGCUAUGCCCCAUAGCCUCAGCCAAGAUUUUCCACUUCCUGGGCCUCGGUUUACACCUUGGUGAAAGGGUGGUGACAACGGCUCCCACCUCCAGAGCUGCUGGUCCUGCCCGUGAGGCACUAGGCCCACAGUAUCUAGUAAACACUGUCUUCGUGGCCCAGAUCCACUGUGGGCACCCCAGGGCCAAGUGGCCUUAAAGCUGCUGUCAUCCUGUCUGACUGGUCACCCGACGUGGCCCGAGGAGCACCCUGCAGACCUCGCUGAGGGUUCUACUGAGCUGCCAUCAGCUGGUUACCCGUGUGCCCCACGGCCCCUCUCCUACGCUCAGCUUCCUCUGUGAAGUGGGGUAACGGAGGAGCUCUGGCCGUGCACCCCGAGGCACUCUGCCAAGGGACAGGAUCAGAAGGCCAAGGUGCAUGGUCAUUCCUAGACCGGAUCGCCCCCUGCUGGC